UCAAAGCCAGUCCCCCAUCACAUAUCGAUGCUUUAAAGGGCACUGAGAUGAGCAAUAUCAUAAUACUACAGCUAACAUGGAAUUCCUCCUGAUUCUGGCACUGCUGUUAUUCAGCAUCACUCGCAGUUGCUGCUUAGAGGGCAAUGGAACACAUUCAGAUGUUUUAGCCCCACAGGAGGUGAGAUUUGUGUCCCUGGACUACAAAAAUAUAUUGCAUUGGAAACAACAUGCCAAUUCUACCAACAACCAACAAUAUUAUGUCCAGUGGAAAGUCUAUGGGAAGAAACACUGGACCAAAGCAGCGAAGUGCCAGGGCAUCAGAAGGCUGCACUGUGACCUGAGCCAGGAGACUUCGGACCCCAGGGAAUGGUACUACGCCAGGGUCCUCGCUGCCCACUCAGGUUUCCAUUCGCCAUGGGUACUAACUGCCAGAUUCAACCCCAAAUGGGAGACCUCUGUCAGCCCACCAACGGUAAAACUCCGUGUAACGGAGAAAGGAAUUGUGGUUCAACUCAAGCCUCCACGCUCUGCCCACCGGAGACUAAAUGGCAGCUGGAUCAGUAUGAGGAGACUGCAACGAAUGUCAUACACAGUAUAUAUCAUGCACAACGAUGUUGAUCAGAAAACAUUGGAAAUCGAGAGCUGUGCCAAACAGUUCCUGAUUUCAGACCUGAGCCGCAGGACCACCUACUGCCUGCAGGCAGAGAGCCGUCUGCACCUGCUGGACCGCAGGAGCCCCCUGAGCCCCAAGGCUUGUGUCACGACACUAUGAGGGCCAGGGUCCAGCAGCUUCUUCCAGGGGAUCAUGUAGCCCAGCAUUUCUCUGCUAAACAGGAAACUCAGCAUGACAAUGUGACAACCCAGUGGGUCCGGAAGUAUAUAAUGAUUUAAUCACUUACCUCAGGCAGUACACAGGAGCACACUUUAGGAUCGUUCAUAUUUCCUUAAAUGGUAUACUUUGGUGCCAGAAGUUAUACAUAAAACCAUGAGUAGGCGGGAAUAACAUGCAAUCGUAUUUGUUCAGAUGACAUUUGUAAGUAAUCAAUGAAUGAAAUAAAUAAGUCAUUUGAAUAAUGUCCUUCUUGCACAGGUCUUAGAAGCACUUAUGUUGAAGAUGCAUUACCGUUCAAAAGUUUGGGGUCACUUAGAAAUGUCCUUGUUUUUGAAUUGAUCAGAAAUACAGUGUAAACAUUGUCAAUGUUGUAAAUAACUAUUGUAGCUUGAAACUGAUGAUUUUCAAUAGAAUCAAUACAAUAUCUACAUAGGUGUAAAGAAGCCCAUUAUCAGCAACCAUCACUCCUGUGUUCCAAUGGCAUGUUGUAUAUUCAAGUUUAUCCUUUUAAAACUCUAAUUAAUCAUAAGAAAACCCUUUUGCAAUUAUGUUAGCACUGCUGAAAACAAUUUUUCUGUUUAAAGAAGCAAUAAAACUAGCCUUCUUUAGACUAGUCCAGUAUCUUAAGCCUCAGCAUUUGUAGGUUUGAUGACAGGCUCAAAAUGUCCAGAAACAAAGAACUUUCUUCUGAAAGUCAUCAGUCUGUUCUUGUUCUGAGAAUGAA
Messenger RNA from Esox lucius (northern pike), 1556 nucleotides. RefSeq names its product interleukin 22 receptor, alpha 2 (gene il22ra2). Gene Ontology annotation, molecular function: protein binding. Lineage: Eukaryota; Metazoa; Chordata; Actinopteri; Esociformes; Esocidae. Bases 77 to 772 code for a protein of 231 amino acids. The record is from RefSeq and is a predicted model, not a curated record. The transcript has 6 exons.